This is a messenger RNA of Chaetomium fimeti, 1504 nucleotides long. RefSeq lists its product as uncharacterized. Lineage: Eukaryota; Fungi; Ascomycota; Sordariomycetes; Sordariales; Chaetomiaceae. The transcript has a single exon. The coding region runs from base 145 to 1452 and encodes 435 amino acids. The record is from RefSeq and is a predicted model, not a curated record.
CGCUCACGAUCCGAUCUUCAAUCUCCAUCGACCGCGUCACGCUGUCAUCAUCCGUGGUUCUGUCGAGCAUUCGACCUCCGAAAAUCGGUCGCGAUUUCGCCGGCCCCUAGCCCUCACCGACUUCUUCGUCUCCACCCAUUGACCAUGGGCGCCUCAUUGUCGACUUUGGUCGGUUGGACCGUGGUCAUCGGAUGCGUGUACAUUGUCGCCUUUGGGAUCCCCGGGCAAAAGAAGGCUCGCGAUGCUGUUCGUGGUGCCUCACAGCAGCGCCAGCGCCUAGAAGAGAAGCCAAACAACCACAACCGCAAAGAGCCAAAAGAGAAGGCCAAGCGCCAGAGAGGAGAGGCCUACACCAAGGAUGCUGAAGACACAAACAAGACAUCACAAGUAAAGGCACGGGCACCCAAGCCAUCGGCGCCCGUCCAGCCAGUCGAUGACAGCUCCGACGAUGGUGUCGACAACCGCGAGUUCGCCCGCCAGUUGGCCAACGUUAAGCAGGGCACCAGCCUCAACGCGCCCAGGAAGAGCGACGAGAAGCGGCACAAGUCGGUGAAGCAGUCUCGUGCCCAGAUCAUCGAUGACAAGGCCCACCAGACCAAAGUCUCGGCCCCGUCCUCCACCGCCGGCGUGGAUGCCGACGACGACGAGUCUCUGACUCCCUCGCCCGAGAUCAAGGCCGCCGAUGCCAGUGGCGUCAGCGAUAUGCUGGAGCCCAAGGCUGCCGGCCCCUCGGUUCUCCGUCUCACCGACACCGAGAAGGCAAAGCCUAAGAAGGAGAAGAAGGCCAAGGAGCCCGAGAAGACCGAAACCAAGAAGCAGCGCCAGAAUCGCCUGAAGGCCGAGGCUGCAAAGGCCCUCCGUGAGGAGUCUGAGAAGCAGAGAAAGGUCGACUUGGAGGCCCAGAGACGCCAGGCUCGCAUCGCUGAGGGCCGGCCCGCUCAGGACGGCUCCGUCUCCAUGGCUCAGCAGUCCGUCUGGACCGACAGCGGUGCCAACGGCAGCUCCAGCAGCAAUGCUACCAACGGCGGCCAUCUCCCCGUACAGCCCCUGGACACGUUCGAUACCAGCAGCUACACCGACGUUUCGGCCCCUAAGAGCGAGACCCCCAAGAGCGCGACCCCGGCCAAGAACAACCUGUCCGAUAGCUGGAUCUCCACCAUGCCCUCCGAGGAAGAGCAGAUGGAGAUGCUCCGCGACGAAGAGGCCUGGAACACGGUGUCGACCAAGAAGACCAACAAGAAGAAGAAGGAGGCCGCGGCCGCCGAGAGCCCGAUCGACUCGGAGCCCACCGUCGUUCAGCCGCCCCAGCCCGUCGCCAAGGCCGCGACUGCGAGCAACGGCACCAGCGCUGCUCCCAAGCAGCCCACCAAGGUGUACUCGCAGCAGUCGGCCUUUGCUGCUCUGAGCACGGCAGAGCCCGAAGGCGAGGAGGAGAACGAGUGGGACGUCUAACCGCUCGACUCAGCACAAGCUGCAGCUGCAGGAUCCACUGCCGCUUGUACCC